Lolium rigidum is the source of this 1692-nucleotide messenger RNA. Its product is annotated as tyrosine--tRNA ligase, chloroplastic/mitochondrial. Lineage: Eukaryota; Viridiplantae; Streptophyta; Magnoliopsida; Poales; Poaceae. Gene Ontology annotation, molecular function: tyrosine-tRNA ligase activity; RNA binding; ATP binding. The coding region runs from base 25 to 1554 and encodes 509 amino acids. Gene Ontology annotation, biological process: tyrosyl-tRNA aminoacylation. Gene Ontology annotation, cellular component: mitochondrion; chloroplast stroma; cytosol. The transcript has a single exon. The record is from RefSeq and is a predicted model, not a curated record.
CCACCUCCGCCUCCUCCCCCAACGAUGGCUUCCGCCGCCAUGGCCGCCUCUACCAGAACCUUGCUCCGUCCGCACCGCCUGCUCCUCCUCCCCGACCCCCGCCGCCGCCGCCUCUCCGCCACUGCCGCGGCUUCCGCAAACGCCGUAGCCACGACCGUCCGCCGCAGCGUGGUGGACGUUCUCCGGGAGCGCGGGCUCCUGGAGGCUACCACAUCCGAGACUCUCGGUUCGUCGGCCACCGGGGAGCAUCAGCUCCUCAAGGCCUACUGCGGCUUCGACCCCACGGCUGAGAGCCUGCACCUCGGCAACCUCAUCGGUCUCGUGGCUCUCUCCUGGUUCCGCCGCUGCGGCCACACCGCUGUCGCGCUCGUCGGCGGCGCCACCGGCCGCGUAGGAGAUCCCUCCGGAAAGAGCGCCGAGCGCCCUGAUCUCGACCUCGCCGCCGUCAUCGCCAACUCCGACGCAAUCAAGGCCCUCGUCGCUCAGAUCCUCGGCCGCGCUCCCGUGUCAUCUCAUCAUGCUCAAUCCGGUAAAAGCGCAAUCUUGGACCAAAAUGAGCAUGCUCUCGCCAGUUCCGGCCAGGGUUUACCAGAUAAUCUGGACAAUGUAGGCGAAAAUAUUGGUUCCUUUGUGAUCUUGGACAACUACGACUGGUGGAAGGACAUCACACUGCUUGAUUUCCUCAGGGAGGUGGGCAAAUAUGCGCGUGUUGGGACGAUGAUUGCCAAGGAGAGUGUGAAGAAGCGGCUCAAUUCAGAGGAAGGCAUGAGCUACACUGAGUUCACCUACCAGCUUCUCCAGGGCUACGACUUCUUGUACAUGUUCAAGAACAUGGGUGUCAAUGUGCAGAUUGGGGGUAGCGAUCAGUGGGGAAACAUCACCGCAGGAACCGACUUGAUUCGCAAAAUUCUCCAGGUCGAGGGGGCGCAUGGUCUGACAUUCCCACUCUUGCUGAAGAGCGAUGGGACGAAGUUUGGGAAGUCAGAGGAUGGGGCAAUUUGGCUCUCAUCAAAGAUGCUCUCCCCGUACAAGUUCUACCAGUACUUCUACUCAGUGCCGGAUGUUGACGUCGUAAGGUUUAUGAAAAUCCUGACAUUCGUGAGCUUGGAUGAGAUUCAGGAGCUGGAGGAGUCGAUGAAGAAGCCUGGCUAUGUGCCAAACACGGUUCAAAGGAGGCUUGCAGAAGAGGUGACACGCUUCGUCCAUGGCGAGGAGGGAUUGCAGGAGGCCCUGAAGGCAACCGAGGCCUUGCGGCCUGGGGCGCAGACAGAACUGGACUCGCAAACAAUUGAGGGGAUAGCAGAUGGUGUACCCUCAUGCUCUUUGUCAUACGACCAAGUACUGAAGUCUCCCCUUGUUGAUCUUGCUGCCUCCACAGGUUUGCUCGCUAGCAAGUCAGCGGUUAAGCGGCUUAUUAAGCAAGGUGGUCUCUACUUAAAUAACACCAAGAUUGAUAGCGAGGAUAAGUUGAUCGAGGAAAGUGAUAUAGUUGACGGGAAGGUGCUGCUGCUAUCUGCUGGAAAGAAGAACAAGAUGGUCGUGCGUAUAUCUUGAUUGUUCUAACUUGUUUGUGGUUCUUCAUAUUUUCUUUGACAAGGACAUGAGCCCUGUAUUCAGAUUAGCUGUCGGCGAACAUACAAAUUGCUUUACUGGAAAAUGCUAUACCAAUUUUUUUGUUACCUUAUCCUUUUA